Molecule: messenger RNA, 1165 nt
Organism: Musa acuminata AAA Group (dessert banana)
Lineage: Eukaryota; Viridiplantae; Streptophyta; Magnoliopsida; Zingiberales; Musaceae
Product: polyadenylate-binding protein-interacting protein 11-like
Exons: 10
Coding region: 145-1050 (301 amino acids)
Molecular function (GO): RNA binding
Source: RefSeq, a predicted model, not a curated record
UCCCAUAUGUAGCCGAGCGAUAAUGGCGGCCAUCACUUCUUGCUUGUUUUGCUGCUCGUCUUCCCCGCCCCUACAUAAAGACCGGGAAGAAGAGAGAUGCAGUGACGUUACGUUCCUUCGAUCGCACAGGAGGGGAUCUGUGAGAUGUCGACAACUAUCGAGAUGACGACUGUUGAUAUGGUGGAGAGCGCGAAUGGCUCCGUCGACCAACCCGGCGGUCCCCCUCUGCCGCUAGCACCCCCGGAGUCAAACCUGGAGAUAGAAGGCGAGGUAGAGGCGGAGGUGGAAGCGGAGGCAGCGCCGGAGGCGGAGGCGGAGGCGGAAGCGGAGGCAGCGCCGGAGGUGGAGGUGGAGGCGGAGGCGGGCGUCGAGCAGCUGCGGGAAAUGGUCUUUAGGUUGAACCCUUUUGCUGAAGAGUUUGUGCCGGCGUCAUUAAGAAAUCCGCCGUUUCGGAAGAAGAGGACUACUGAAGCUGAAGAAAGGAGGAUUUCGCUGAGGCCGGAUGCCAUCGGACGAACCAUAUUCGUGUCCGAUGUCGGACGAGAUGUUACUGAAGAGCACAUUGCUGGAUUGUUCAGUAUGUGUGGAAGGGUAAUCGAUUGCCGCAUCUGUGGGGAUCCCCAUUCUGCACUUCGAUUUGCACUGGUGGAGUUCGAUAACGAGUAUGGUGCAAAUGUAGCUCUCAAUUUCGACGGGACGAUUCUUGGAUUUCAUCCACUCGCGAUCUCGCACUCGAAGACUGCUAUCACGCCUGUCAAUCCUUCGUUGCUGCCUCAGUCUGCUCCUGAAAGGGCAAGGUGUAUGAGGACGGUGUAUGUCAAUAAUAUCGAUAGCCAGGUUACACCGGCAGAAAUAACGGAUUUAUUCGUGACAUACUGUGGCGAGGUCUCUCGUAUGAAGCUUCUGAAGGAUCAUGCCAAUUCAUCCAACAUGGCGUUCGUUGAAUUCGUUAGCGUGGAGAGUGCCGGCAAAGCUCUUUCUUGCAGCGGAAUGGUACUCGGAGAUUCUCCCAUCAGGGUCAGUCCUUCGAAGACUCCGAUGUGGCGGUAGCGGACCCGUGGACCUGCUCGCGCUUGUUCAUUUAUUCUACCAUUAUUAUUAGUACCCCAUCUCGUGUAAUUUGUACCUGACCUAUAGUUUCUUCCUGAGCUUUCACGUUUGGACC